Messenger RNA from Puntigrus tetrazona (Sumatra barb), 2843 nucleotides. Its product is annotated as phospholipid scramblase 2-like. Gene Ontology annotation, molecular function: phospholipid scramblase activity. Lineage: Eukaryota; Metazoa; Chordata; Actinopteri; Cypriniformes; Cyprinidae. The coding region runs from base 132 to 908 and encodes 258 amino acids. The transcript is spliced from 8 exons. Gene Ontology annotation, cellular component: plasma membrane. Gene Ontology annotation, biological process: plasma membrane phospholipid scrambling. The record is from RefSeq and is a predicted model, not a curated record.
GGCAACCACAAACAUCCUUAAAAACACCUGACAACAAAAAACCUACUCUGUGUUAUGAGGAAAGCAUUUACUGUAUUCUUCAGCAUCACUGAUUCUCUGGUAUCGGUACUAUUUCACUGAUUAAAUUCAAUAUGGAAUUGUCAGAGGGCACCGCAAUGAUUCCUUUCCCAGACCAGUACCACUGUCCUUCUCGUCUGGAGACCUUGACCAGGAUGGAUCAAUUGUUGGUCUACAGAGAACGAAUUACGGAAGAUCGUCUUGCAGAAGUUUGCUGUGGAAUAAAGCCUGUAAACAGAUAUUUUGUGAAGGAUGGAAUGGGGAACAUGGUUUUCAGUAUUAUUGAGGACAGCGAGUGUUGCGACAGGCAAUGCUAUGGUGUUGGGCAUUCGUUCACGAUGCAUGUUACUGACCACUCAAACCAAGAGGUCAUCAGAAUGGUGCAUCCAUCUGUUUGCACCGCCUGCAGUAGCCAUGAGCUGGAGGUUCAGUCUCCACCGGGCACUACCGUUGGAUAUGUGCGUCAAAAUUGGCAUGUUUGCCUGCCUAAAUUCACUCUUGACAAUGAACGAGGUGAACCGGCAGUUAAGAUUGCGGGACCAUGCAUAGGUUGUACCUGCUGCACAGAUGAGAACUUCGAGCUGGUGUCUUUGAAUGACGCAGCAAUAGACGGAUCAUUUGGCAAAAUCACCAAACAUUUCUCGUGCUGUGGAUCAGAUGCAGAUUUUGAGAUUAGGUUUCCAAGAAACAUGGAUGUCAAAAUGAAAGCUACUACUCUGGGAGCCUGCAUUCUUAUUGACUCCAUGUAUUACACAUCACAAAAGGCAUCACUCUUGUGUGUCUGCUUGUCAGUGGCCUUAGGUUAUUGGCAGUGUUUAAAUUGGGCACAGAGACAUCAGAGGUUGAUAUGAAUGCUUCAUUAAUGCCAGUAUGUGACGAAUAUAGGAUAUAGCAUACGCAUUUAUUGAUGGUAUAAAAUUGCACUGCUGAGGUGAAGCUCGUGCUGCCUUCCCACGAGAAAUCAAAACAUGCAACACAAAGAAAGCCAGCAUGCUGAGGUAAAAAAAUCCAAAUGUAAAGUUUUUAUGUUUUAAAUACCAUUAGUUAGCAACCUCACACGGCCUUUCCACCAUUACAAAACAUUUAGUUGAGCAAGGAGCUAAACCACAGCACAUUUCAUAGCAACUAGCCAAUUCGUUAAUGAAUGAAUUAGUGUUUUGAGCGAAUUAAUCGAAUCAAAGUUUCAUAAACGCAUGCAACAACCGAUGAAUCUGUUGUUUAAAUGAUUCGUUUGAAUGAACUACUCAAAGCCUAGUCAAAGCUCGUUACUGGCCCCUAUUGGCGUUUUAUUUAGUUAAAAAUAAAUAAAUAAUUUCUUGUUUGUGUAUAUAUCUAUAGCUAUAUCAUCUAUAUCUAUCAAAGAAUAAUAUGAUUUAAUGCAGUUGUAUUAUUCAUUGUAAGUGAUUUCAUUUUAAAAUAAUAAAUGGAUAAUAACAAUCACAUUAUUAUAGGUCAAUUGAAUUUAUAGAUCAAAUGUAACAAUUUGAAAUGAAAGAUGAAGUAUUAAUUAGAUUAAUGAAAAAGCCUUCUAUAAAGGUAAAAAAAAAGUCCUUGGAAUAAUAAUAAUAAAAAAAAACAUUGAGUUUAUGUCAAAGCUCAUAGAAAACUGUAGAAAAUAUUGUUUCAGAAUAAAUCAAAAUGGCAAAAUAAUAAUAAUAAUAUGUUUGUUACACGUUAUGUUGAUUUCUGUUUUGCGGAGCCUCCAAAUCUUGCUUGCACUUCUGUAGCAGAAUCUGAAUUUCUUUUCCCAAACCGGUUAAAUGGCCUCUCUUUCAGUCUACUACUAUAAGCCGAGAGCUAUAUUGGACAGUUACAAAGAAAGAAAUCAAAGAAAAAAAAAAACAAAGCAUCAAUUAGUUAUACUAUUUUUACUUACUUUAUUUACACCUAGAUAAAGUUACCAGAUGUAAAUGAGCCCAUGGAACAUAUAUAAAACCAGAGGUACCUAAACAGGAAAGUAGAUCAGACCCAAAAACAUUAUUCUGGCAGAGAAAAAAAAUUAAUAAAUAAAAUGUCACAGUCAUAAGAAAAACACUGUGUUUAUCAGAACCACAACAUAUCUCACUGGUAUGUAUUUUUCUCAAUAUACAGUCAUUUAAAAUUGUUUAAAAGUGUAUUUCAUACAUGAAUAUGUAAGUGUUAUACUAUUACAUUUACAAUGAUUUCUAUAUAAAUAGCAAAGGAUAAGAUCAUUUUAACACAACGAUUGUCUAUUUAUUUAUUUAUUUUAAUCUCUUUUCAUAUAAAAAAAUAAAAAUCUAAUAUGGAAUUGAUAGGUGAGUUUGUUAAGAGUGGGGUGUCUUGUCAAGUACACCGCAACAUACUUUUAAAAAAAAAUAACAUAAUAUGCUUCAAUCUAAACUGAAUGCGAUCUUUUCAGUUCAUUGAAAUAGUACUCUCUGUGUCUGAUUAUGUCAUUUGGUUCAGGUGUGUAUUGCUCAUUGAUAUCUUCAUACCUGUGUAUGUAAGUUUCUGUCUGUUCAGUCUCAGUUCGUUGGGUCAUCUAUGUAUAUAUAUAGUUCAAUUCAAUUCAAGUUUAUUUGUAUAGAGCUUUAUACAAUGGCUAUUGUUCCAAAGCAGCUGCACAAAAGCAAAUCAUUACACAACAGGAAAAUUCAAGAUAGAAUUAGUCAUUUAUUAGUUAAUGACUAAUAUAUAUAGUCACCAGUCUCCCUUGUUUUUGGAGUGACCUUUAUGUUGUGUUCUUAAAGACUGCUGACUUCAUCUGUUUGUUUUCGUCUACUGCAGUCUAAUGUGACCCAUGCGAUAAUUCAAUAAAGCUAUUG